GUUAAGUUCGUUCGUGUGUGCGUCACAAAAUUAUUCAGGAAUUUCCAAUAAUAACACGGCUUUAGUUGUUGUAUUUUCCAGAACGGCUUUGUAAACAACUUUAUCUGCCGCAAAAAUGAAUGUUAGACUUAUAUCCGGGUAGCAGUUAAAGUGCAGUGCUAUUAUUCGCGAUUGUUAUGGCAGAAGAUUGUACUGUAGUGCGAUUUUCAAGAGAUUCCUCUCUUGCAAAAAUCGAAAAUUUGAAACAGGGAGAUAGCCCGGAUAAAUUUUCAGAAUGCGGCCGUUUUGGACCCUUUUACGUUGUUUGUAUUGGUCUAUCGAUCAUAACCUAUGUCCUAGAUUUAAUACUAGCUUGUAUUUUAUUAUACUUUUAUUCUAUUAACGGUUAUGGGUUAUAUUUCGCACUUACGUUAACGUUUCUUGUUAUUCCCGCAAUUAUUAUGACUACAGUUAAUUUACGAUGGUAUAUUGUAGACCAUGACGAUCCCACCUUAGACCGUAUCUCAGUGUCGCAAUGGAUCAUCAGAAUAAUAUUUCUUUUGCUCCAACUGUCUCCUCUUUUGAGGUACAUAGAUACACUAAUUUACGGUAUCCGAAGCAAAAUAGAAGCCUCUACUGGUAAUGAGGCUAAACAAACCCUUUUAUAUCGACGGAUGUUGGACGAAGACACGAAUAGUGCCCUUUUGAGAUUGUUCCACUGUUUUUUACAUGCUGCUCCUCAAGCCAUAAUACAAUUGGUCAUUUUGCUCAGUCAUGUUGCUCAUCCAGAAAAACCUAAUUUAAACAUAAAUAUAGCAGUACUACAAGCAUGGACUGUCUUGGUAGCCCUCAUGUCAAUAGCUUGGUCGUUAACUUCUUAUCACAGAUCAGUACGUUAUGCCAGGGACGACAAAGACAAAAUGAAGUGGCCAGGCAUCCUAGUUGCCUUUUGCUGGCAAUUGAUGAGUGCAUUGUCCCGAGUCCUAGCCUUAAGUCUUUUAGCUUCAAUAUUCCCUGCCUGGAUGGGCUGCGUCUGCGCGUUACACUGGGGUGUCAUGUCCGUAUGGCUUGCCUUGGGCCAACAUCAAACAGCAGCGUGUGGCAGCCGAUGCGAGGAAUUGCUUCUCUCAACAGCCUUAGGUCUGGCAUAUGUAUUGGCGUUUAUAUCUCCACGAGACGGACCCACACGUUACGUCUACCUAGCUUAUUAUUUAGUGUGCUUUAUGGAAAACACAGCAGCACUGGUAGUAUGGUGUAUGGUUACUAACAAUUCUGAACUCAAUCCCAUGUUGUACUAUGGGGCAGCUGGGGGACAGAUAGUCACAUUUUUACUUGGUAUCAUAUUUCUACUUGUUUACUACAAUUGUUGUCAUCCUUCUAAAAUGAACCGGUCGAAAAUUCCAAGUUUGGAUUCCGAUUUUUUGGAGUCUGAAAGGCCAGGUUAUAGCAAAUCAUAUAAUUUAAGAUCUCGAUCUUGAUCUUUGGUUUACGUCUAAAAAGACGUAAAAGGUAUAUUACAUAUGGAAGUUAUUGUUAUCUAUGCACAAGUGUUUAUUUCUGACCUUAAAUACAAUAAUUUUCAAUGCAAUUUUGUCGGUAUAUUGUUACAAUUAAAGAAUCAUGUUUAUGUUGGUUGGUCUGUAUGAAACAGACUUACUUUUCGUUGACCCCUUCAGCUGCGAUUGAAAAUGGCUGUAGCGUAGCAUUUAAUUGUGCAUUAGACGAAAUGGAAGUUUUUUCCAAAAAUUGAAUAUAUGUACUGACGUAACUAAAUGAUCCCCGCUCUGUUUUUAUAUUUUUGUCAAGAUUUUAUAAACUUUUGAAUAUAUUAUAAUCAUAUGAAUACAUUUACAUACGAUAUUCAUAAAUAUCGUAAAAGAAUUUAAUGACAAAUAUUCUAAAACGUAAAAUAUAAAGGUGCGUUGAAAUUCAUAAAUUUUUAUAUUGAUAUAUAAAUGAAUUUAUUCUGACUUAUUGAACUUACGAGAAAAAGAUCCAAAGAUAUUAAAAUUGUAAUUGAAUAUAAAUAAUAUAAUAAUUUAAUUAUUUCAAAAUUGCAAUGUACAGUAAAGGAUUGCUGUAGUUGGAAACAAGAACUAGCAUUGAUUUCCUCUACAUGGCUACUUCAAGGCGUAAUAAGAAGAAGAAUGGAUAUCGAACGACAUGAUUUUUUUUAAGGAAAAAUCAAAAGGAUUAUGACAGAUUUAUUGUACAAUUAACAUUUUUUAUUUCUCCUGCUUAAAUUUGUUGCAAGUUUUGGUGAUAUACUAGGCCAGGGUAAUAAGACAAAAAUAUACCCUGUUCGUGACACUUCAGUGGCCAGGCUUUCGUAGGCCAGGGUACUGAAGCGUUUUUUCGACAAGUAAUACCUAUAGAAACAAAUUGUAACUAUUUCCUGCGUAGGACCUGGUGGCCAUUUUUAUUUAUAAACAAUUAACUGUCAAAAAAUGGCAUUUUUCUCUUUUUUUUUCAAAUCAAUGAAAAAAAGUAAAACUUAUGGUUUUUUUAGUACAAAUUUCUUUGAGAUUAUGGAAAAAGCUUUAAAAUGACAUAUUACAAAGUUUGAUAUACUCAUUUAUUGUUAAUAUAAUUUCGAAAAAAGGUCGGAAUUGCAAAAAUAAUUAUUUUCGCAAUAACUGCUGUAAAAAUUAGUGUACAGGUUUGAAAUUUUUGUCAAAUGAGGGUUCUUUGGUGCUUAAUAUGUGAUAAAAAUUUCAAAGCGAUUCAUUCAAUUGUUUAAAUUUUAUUCGCAUUGUUUAUCUCAGAGAGCAUUUUUUUUGCAAUAACAUGU
Diabrotica virgifera virgifera (western corn rootworm) is the source of this 2770-nucleotide messenger RNA. Its product is annotated as XK-related protein 6-like. The record is from RefSeq and is a predicted model, not a curated record. The transcript has 4 exons. The coding region runs from base 177 to 1457 and encodes 426 amino acids. Gene Ontology annotation, cellular component: plasma membrane. NCBI's taxonomy places the organism in Eukaryota, Metazoa, Arthropoda, Insecta, Coleoptera, Chrysomelidae. Gene Ontology annotation, biological process: apoptotic process involved in development; phosphatidylserine exposure on apoptotic cell surface; engulfment of apoptotic cell.